CUCGCGAAGUUCCCAACUUCAAAUCCUUCGGCCACCACCACCGUCACCUCCUCCGUCGCGGGAACGAUGGGGAUAUUCGAGCCGUACAGAGCGGUCGGAUACAUCACCACCGGUCCCUUCUCCGUCCAGCGCCUCGGCACCGAGACCUUCGUCACCGUCAGCGUCGGCAAGGCUUUCCAAGUGUACAACUGCGCGAAGCUGAGCUUGGUGCUUGUUGGUCCCCAAUUGCCAAAGAAAAUACGGGCCCUCGCAUCGUACCGUGAAUACACUUUUGCUGCUUAUGGAAGUGACAUUGGCGUAUUCAAGCGUGCUCACCAGUUAGCAACUUGGAGCGGGCAUACUGCUAAGGUUUGUUUGCUGCUGCUGUUUGGAGAGCACAUAUUGAGUGUAGAUGUUGAUGGCAAUGCAUACAUAUGGGCGUUCAAAGGAAUGAAUGACAACCUUUCCCCAGUGGGACACAUCUUGUUGGAUAGCAAUUUUACUCCUAGCUGUAUAAUGCAUCCAGACACUUACUUAAAUAAGGUUAUUCUGGGAAGCCAGGAAGGGCCUCUGCAGCUUUGGAACAUAAGCACUAAGACAAAGCUCUAUGAGUUCAAGGGAUGGAAUUCCUCUGUUAGCAGUUGUGUUUCAUCACCUGCUUUAGAUGUUGUUGCAGUUGGCUGUGCUGAUGGCAAGAUUCACGUUCACAAUAUUCGCUAUGAUGAAGAAUUGGUUACAUUUUCUCAUUCGAUGAGAGGUUCUGUGACCGCCUUAUCUUUCAGCACAGAUGGGCAGCCUCUUCUAGCUUCUGGUAGUUCAUCUGGUGUUGUCAGCAUAUGGAAUCUCGAUAAAAGAAGGCUCCAGUCAGUCAUAAGAGAUGCUCAUGACGGUUCUAUAAUUUCUCUCCACUUCUUUGCUAAUGAGCCUGUGCUAAUGAGUUCAUCUGCAGAUAACUCAAUUAAGAUGUGGAUUUUCGACACAAGUGAUGGAGAUCCUCGUCUAUUACGCUUUCGAAGUGGUCAUAGUGCUCCUCCACUCUGCAUAAGGUUCUAUGCUAAUGGUAGGCAUAUACUAUCAGCUGGUCAGGAUCGUGCCUUCCGGCUUUUCUCAGUUGUCCAGGAUCAGCAAAGUCGAGAGCUAUCUCAACGUCAUGUGUCCAAGCGAGCAAAAAAAUUGAAGUUAAAGGAAGAAGAGAUAAAGCUGAAGCCUGUUAUAGCAUUUGAUGUUGCUGAAAUUAGGGAGCGGGACUGGUGCAACGUAGUGACAAGUCAUAUGGAUACCCCGCAGGCAUAUGUGUGGAGACUUCAAAAUUUUGUCAUAGGGGAGCAUAUUCUGAGACCAUGCCCCGACAAGCCCACACCUGUUAAGGCUUGCACGAUUAGUGCAUGUGGAAAUUUUGCCAUUUUGGGAACAGCAGGUGGUUGGAUUGAGCGAUUCAACCUUCAAUCAGGAAUUAGUCGAGGAAGUUACAUAGACCUUGAAGGAACAAACAGUGCUCAUGAUGGUGAAGUGGUUGGAGUGGCUUGUGAUGCCACAAAUACUCUCAUGAUAAGUGCCGGUUAUGCUGGGGACAUCAAGGUCUGGGAUUUCAAGGGACGUGAAUUGAAAUCUAGAUGGGAAAGUGGUUCUUCUUUGGUAAAAAUAUCUUACCAUCGUCUGAAUGGUAAUUAA
This is a messenger RNA of Eucalyptus grandis, 1650 nucleotides long. RefSeq names its product WD repeat-containing protein 36-like. Gene Ontology annotation, molecular function: protein binding. NCBI's taxonomy places the organism in Eukaryota, Viridiplantae, Streptophyta, Magnoliopsida, Myrtales, Myrtaceae. Gene Ontology annotation, cellular component: Pwp2p-containing subcomplex of 90S preribosome; small-subunit processome. The record is from RefSeq and is a predicted model, not a curated record. Gene Ontology annotation, biological process: rRNA processing.